Molecule: messenger RNA, 1261 nt
Organism: Aspergillus versicolor CBS 583.65
Lineage: Eukaryota; Fungi; Ascomycota; Eurotiomycetes; Eurotiales; Aspergillaceae
Product: NmrA-like family protein
Exons: 3
Coding region: 253-1188 (311 amino acids)
Source: RefSeq, a predicted model, not a curated record
ACUUCCGAUAUGGUCGGUCAGCCCGGCUUAAUAAUGCACAGUAUACACAUACAAGCCAAAAUGCGGAUCGGUGGUCGGUAUCUUCUCUCGCCGACCAGCGUCCUGAAGUAGGUCAGUAACUUGCUCUAUGGUAAAGCCAAAGACUAUAAGAACCCCCUCAAAGGUGAAGAUGUCGUAUCCAUCUACUUCCCAGAGCACACUCAGUCGCAAAAACAUUCUUCAAACACCCAACCCAAUUUCUCCACGUUUAUCAUGAGCACUAGAAAUGUCAUCGUCUUCGGCCCGACAGGGAGCGUGGGCUCUGCUGUAGCCCGUACCGCUCAAGCCCACGGCGCUAAAGUAUUCCUUGCUUUACGUGAUACCUCGAAGCCUGUCCCUGGUCUCACUGCCGCCGAAGAGCGAAGCUUGGGAUACGAGAGGGUUCAAGCGGACCUCACCCAACCGAAGUCCGUCCAUGCUGCGGUGUCCAGCACAGGCGCCUCUCAUGCCUUCAUAUAUGCAACCCUUGGAGCUUCACCCGAUCAUAUGCUGUCCACUGUGGAAGCACUCAAAGCAGCAGGAAUUGAGCAGGUUGUCCUCUUGAGCAGCAUCUCUGUGCAUGGCGAUAUCCGGGCUAUCCAGCCAACUGAUUUUAUUGCAUAUGAACAUGCGCAGGUCGAACUGUCGUUGGAAAAUGUAUUCGGGCCCCAGGGAUAUGUCGCUGUUCGCCCUGCGUAUUUCGCGUCGAAUUCGUUCUGGUGGAAGAGACAGAUCCUAGAGGGGGAAGUGAAAUGGGCCUUUCCAGACCUGUGUUUUGAUUUUAUCGCCCCUGAAGAUAUUGGCGCGGUAUCUGGAACGAUCCUCGCCGGCGCUUUCGAGGGCGGAUCUCCAGUUCUUCUUGCUGGACCAGAGACGGAUCUGUCAGUUGCCGGUGCCAUUGAGACUAUUGGACGGGCAAUCAACAAACCGGUGAAAGUGACAAAGGUCAGCUCAGACGAGAACAUCCAAGUGAUGACCGAAAAGUCCGGGGUUCCGGAGCUCGUGGCUCAAACCUUGACAAAAGCCUUUGAGGCAGCGAAUGAGGAUCAAAACUUGAUCGUUGGACAGCUCAGUUCUGAAGUAAGGGCAAACGUCGAGAGGCAUCUCAAGCGGCCCUCUUUGCGCUUUUCCGAAUGGGCGGAAAAGCACAAGGCCGAGUUCGCGGCGUGAUGAUACCUAUGGUGUAGUCAUCCUCAUUCCUGAUGCCAUGCAUGUCCAAUGCGAAUAGCUUUGCCUUACCGUC